Messenger RNA from Vitis riparia (riverbank grape), 1752 nucleotides. RefSeq names its product lysM domain receptor-like kinase 3. Bases 60 to 1412 code for a protein of 450 amino acids. The transcript has a single exon. Gene Ontology annotation, molecular function: ATP binding; protein kinase activity. Lineage: Eukaryota; Viridiplantae; Streptophyta; Magnoliopsida; Vitales; Vitaceae. The record is from RefSeq and is a predicted model, not a curated record. Gene Ontology annotation, biological process: protein phosphorylation.
AUACCUCCAAAACCGUCCUCUGUUUUUUUUAAUUUGUCUUUCUCUCUGCACCCUUUUCUAUGAAACGCGUCCUUCUCUGGCGCGAUUCGGUACCACCCCGGCAACAUCUCCAGGUUGAAUCCUCGGAGUUUGAGGGGGUUGUAGUGCCUCCCAAUCCCAUGUGCAAAUCCAAAAGGAGCAUCAACGCAGCGGAGCCCAGUGUCAACCACGGCCGAUCAAACACGCCCAGAAGCUCCCGAGCCACCAGGACGUCCAGGUCGUCUUCUUCUGCGACGGAUCGCAGCAAUUUUAAUCUUCCCACCAAUUACAACACUAGUGGGACUUCCAGGUCAUCUGAGUCGACUCCCGCUUCGCUUUCUUGCAUCAGAGAGUCCUUGCCGGAGAACCCCCACGUCUACGACAUCUCCGAAAUCUGCUCCGCCACCGGCAAUUUUCUUGCCAAGAAGUUCUCCUCCUCCUCUUCCGCUUGGCGCUGCUCUGUCCGCGGCAAAGACGUGGUCAUCUUCCAACGAAAGCUCCGCCGCCCCAUCGAGACUGCGGAAAUUCGCAAACUGCUGUCGGUGAUUUGCAAAAGCCACCAUGGGAGCUUGAUCAAGCUCCUCGGGGCUUCGAUUUCUGGAAACCACAUUUACCUCGUUUACGAUUACGUUGAUGGCGCUAGCCUCGCGGAUUGUCUCAGAAACCCUAGAAACCCUAAUUUCACAGUUCUGUCGAAUUGGGUCUCGAGAAUGCAGAUCGCGGCGGACUUGGCUCAUGGGCUCGACUACGUCCACCACUGCACUGGAUUGGAUGCGAGUUUUGUGCACAAUCGUAUCAGGAGUUCCAGCAUUCUCGUGAUUAACGACUCGUUGAAUGCCAAGAUAUGCCAUUUCGGCACCGCACAACUCUGCGGCGAAAUCGCGGAAGGUACCGGAAAAAAUUCAGGGUCCUCCCAAUUGAAAAGAUCGGGCAGUGCGGUGAUGAAGAUCGAGGGGACGAGAGGGUACAUGGCACCGGAAUUUCAGUUGACAGGAUUGGCGACGCGGAAAUCGGAUGUGUAUGCGUUUGGGGUGGUGAUUUUGGAGAUCUUAUCUGGAGCAGAGGCGUUGAAGUACAUUGCGGACGAUGAGAGUGGUACAUAUAAGAGAGUGAGCGUGAUUGAAACAGCUAGAGAGGCCAUUGAAGCUGAAGGUGGCGGCGGCGGUGGUGGGGUGAGGAGGUGGGUGGACAGCAGGCUCAAGGACUCGUAUCCGGUGGAGGUGGCGGAGAAGAUGGUGCGUUUGGGUCUGGAGUGCGUGGAGGGGGAUCCGGGUAAGAGGCCCAAUAUGAGUGAAGUAGCGGCUCGAAUUUCUAAGCUGUAUUUAGAGUCCAAGAAUUGGGCCGAUCGAAUAGGGAUGCCUACCGAUUUCUCUGUCUCAAUGGCACCUCGAUGAAUCCCUCCAUAGAGUUAUGAUUUAUAGUAAAAUUAGAGCAAGAGCCAGUUGAUUUACAGACACAAACACGCAGCAUUCUUACAGAUGACAUCUAACAUCAAGGUAGCAAUUGAUUACAGUUCAACUUAGGUUUUGUUUUCAGUUAAAGUUCGAAAGUUCACAGAAGUGGAGAUGACACCCUUGUACAGCACUACGCCAUCUCUACCGGGAAUCUAAUCAUUCAGGUUUUCUUUUCUACUGUUUUGAGUCGUGAGAACUUUGAUGUAAUGUGAGGAAAUUUUUUUAUACUGUACAUUUUUUGUCAUAUAUUUUAAACACGGAUAUUUCUUUCAAAUUUCAA